Cyclopterus lumpus (lumpfish) is the source of this 3771-nucleotide messenger RNA. Its product is annotated as phosphatidate phosphatase LPIN2-like. Gene Ontology annotation, molecular function: transcription coactivator activity; phosphatidate phosphatase activity. Gene Ontology annotation, cellular component: nucleus. The record is from RefSeq and is a predicted model, not a curated record. NCBI's taxonomy places the organism in Eukaryota, Metazoa, Chordata, Actinopteri, Perciformes, Cyclopteridae. Gene Ontology annotation, biological process: triglyceride biosynthetic process; cellular response to insulin stimulus; positive regulation of transcription by RNA polymerase II. The transcript is spliced from 20 exons. Bases 84 to 3017 code for a protein of 977 amino acids.
AUGCGCAGUGUACAAGGAAGCGUCGCGGACGGCUGUUAUUCUCUCAACCGGACAAGCGACGCGGAAGUGUCCAGUCCCGAACCAUGAACAUCGUGGGCCAGUUCGCGGAGACCGUGUUUGUGACGGUGAAGGAGCUGUACCGCGGCCUCAACCCCGCCACCCUCACGGGGGGCAUCGACGUCAUCGUGGUGCGGCAGCCGGACGGGUCCUUCCAGUGCUCGCCGUUCCACGUCCGCUUCGGCAAGCUGGGCGUGCUGCGCUCCAAGGAGAAGAUCGUGGACAUCGAGAUAAAUGGCGAGUCGGUCGACCUGCACAUGAAGCUGGGGGACAACGGCGAAGCUUUCUUUGUGGAGGAAAAUGAAAACAAGGAGUCCCAGGUCCCAUCCCAUCUGUGCACCUCCCCGAUCCCUCUGGAGGACCCCGAGGAGCUCGAGGAGAUCCCCGAGGGGUCCUCCGUCGCCGGGUCUGGCGCCCGCAGGAAGAAGCGGCGUCGUAAGCGCAUGCGCUCCGACACUCACCUGAGAGAAGAGGCCGGCUCCUCGUCGGACGAGAGAGAACGAGAGAAGGAGUGGGAGAGAGAGAGCGACGCGGCCGGCCGGGAGAGUCCGGCCAAAGAGUCGCUCACAGCGCUGCAGAUGAGUAAAUCCGUGUACUACUCGCUGUCCGAGGAGCCGGCCGAGGAGCUGGGGGCCUCGCAGACCAGAGACACUCCUCAUCCCCACUCGGCUGGAGAGCAGUCGACCUCGGAAAGCAGUGUGUUCCCCAGCCGGCCUUCCUCUCCGAAGAGCGACUCGGAGCUCAUGGUUAAACCCCAAGAGUCCUCUGGGCCUCAGAUGCAGUGGAACUGGGGAGGUUUUCCCAUGCUGUGUCAGUCUGAGAGGACGCCCAUGGACUUGCCGCACUUCUCCCCUUCCGGCAGGUCUCACUUCUGCACCAUUGAGAGACAGGACUCCUUUGACCGGGGCUUUGAGCCCGUAAUCAGAUGUGGCAGAGUGGGCAGUGUAACGGUGGUCCGGCCCCAGCCCAGGACUCAGUCCCUAGACCUAUCUAGCCACACGACGCUAACCUCCCCUAUAUCUGGGGGGGGGAACCCUCACGCGUCCACUUCCACCCCCGGUGACCUCUCCAAGUCUUGUGCGACCCGGGCACUAGAGUCCACUUUACGGGAAGAGGAGACUCCUCUAACUAACGGCACGGAGCAUCUCGCCAGCAAAGAGAGCACAAUCGCUGUUGAGCAUAUCGGAGCCGUGAGCGAACCGAACGAGGCACAAGGUCCGCGCAGCACAGAGGCGUCGGAUCCACAACCGCAGGGGGAACCGGGGCCCGCCAGUGGUGGCCCCGUCAGCGAGGGGGACAGUGGGAUCGACCCGUGUGCUGAGGGCGGGGAGGAGGACGGUGGACCGGGAGGGGCUGAAGGCUCGGCGGGAGGCUCACCGACCCUCAAGACAGAGGAGUUGGCGAGCUCCUCUGAGGCGUCCUCCAAAGUGGAACAACAGGACAAGAAGAAAGGCAAACGCAAUCACCACCUGGGGCCGACUGACAUUUACCUGGAUGAUCUGACCACGUUGGAGCCGGAGGUGGCUGCACUCUACUUCCCCAAGAGUGAGUCGGAGGGGGCGUCUCCGCCCGGGGCCGAGCAGGGCUCCUGCUCCGGGAGCCAGUCGCCUCAGUCGGUGGGCAGCGGCGCCAUGGACAGCGGCACCGAGUACCUGUCCGACUCCGCCUCCUACAACAUGGACAUCAGCAUGUCCCUCUGCGGACAGGAGGGGGACACCAGCCAAAUCACCAAAGAAAAGUUCACGGAGCACAUUGUGACGUACCAGGACUUCGCCAGCAACCCGGAGAUCAUCGAGGAUCCGAGUCUCGUGAUCUGCAUCAACUCAAACUAUUAUAACUGGGCAGUGGCGGCUCCGAUGGUCUUGUGCAUGACGACCUUCCAGAAAAGCCUUCCCAAGAGCACGAUAGAGCGGCUGGUGAAGGACAAGAUGCCCAAAAAGUCUGGACGCUGGUGGUUCUCCUGGAGGAAACGGGACAUGGACCGUAACCAGCAGAAGAACUCAAAAGAGGGGCAGGGCGAGUCACUGGCAAGUGAAGCGAACGCAGUAAAAGCCACGCUGGACGACAUCGACAGUGACGAGGUGGCGGGCCUCGGCCGCAAAGCCAUGAUUCCCUCCAGCCUUUCCAUAGAGACCCUGAACGCCACUCAGUGCAUCACCCAGAUGUACCGCAAAUCACUACGCCUGACCUCUAAACAGAUCGAGCACCUAAACCUGCGUGAAGGAGCCAACAAAGUGGUUUUCAGCGUGACCACGCAGUACCAAGGCACCUGUCGCUGUGAGGCUGCCAUCUACCUGUGGAACUGGGACGACCACGUCAUCAUAUCGGACAUCGAUGGCACCAUCACCAAGUCUGAUGCUCUGGGUCAUAUUCUACCUCAGUUUGGAAAAGACUGGACGCACAAAGGCAUCGCCAAACUCUACCACAAAAUACACCAAAAUGGCUAUAAGUUCCUGUAUUGUUCGGCGCGGGCCAUCGGCAUGGCUGCCAUCACUAAGGACUACCUUCAGUGGGUCAAUGACAAAGGCAUCGUCCUCCCUCAAGGCCCCGUGCUGUUGGCUCCCAGCAGCCUCUUUUCCGCACUUCACAGAGAGGUUAUUGAGAAGAAGCCGGAGGUGUUUAAAAUCGCCUGCCUGAGCGACAUCAAGGACCUGUUCACCGCGCAGAGGAAGCCCUUCUACGCGGCCUUCGGCAACAGGACCAACGACGCGUUUGCCUAUAAGCAGGUCGGGGUGCCGGAUACCAGGGUAUUCACCGUCAACCCCAAAGGAGAGCUCAUCCAGGAGAGGACGAAAGUCAGCAAGUCCUCGUACAGCCACCUCAGUGAGUUGGUGGAGCAUUUCUUCCCCAUGCUCUCGGUCGGGGGCAACACCUCCAAUGCUCUGGACUGUCCCGAGUACAGCAGCUUCUCCUAUUGGAAGGAGCCUCUGCCAGAGCUGGACCUGGACGCACUCCUGUAGACACACACACACACACACACACACACACACACACACACCUGCCCACAGCCACACAAAUGUUUUAAAGCAAGCACAUGUGCUCUCUUGGCUUUCUCCUUUUCCAGAAAUGCAAUCGAAAGUAUUUUUUUCCACGGCGUGCCUGAAUAUUGUGUUUGAAUAAACUGGAACAGAAAGAUUUGACUGUCCCAUCUCAACAAGACGCAUUAAGUCAUCACGUGCACGGACUCGGCGGUUGAAAAGCCAGUGUACCAAACACCGUGCAGUACUUAGUGCCUGUUCAGACGAUGGCUGUGGACACAAUAUUUAGCUAUUCUAACCUAAAAUCUGACAUUGACACACCUGGACAAAUACACCUUUUGGACUGUUUUCGUGAUUGUGUGUACCCGUGUCAUGGUCACUCCAAAAUAUACAUUUAAACUGUUAACGCUGUCUUCUUUUCAGCUCUAUACACUUACCAAAAACACUUUUGAGGUGCCUAAAUCCUGCACACGCCUGAGCUUUGACCCGUUUUCUGUCGCUGAGCUGGGAAUGUUCAGACGGAGACCCCACACGGCUAUAAAACCAGUACGUGUGUGUCGUCGGCAAAGGAGCUCCAAGGGGCUAAUUUGUUAUAGCUACAUGUAGCAAGCAACAAGUAUGGCGUGGGAAUGUAUUUACAUUGUUUUGUUAUUUCACGGCAGCACGUAUGAGUGAACUGGGUUCAUGUCGAGCACAAGAGGGUUUUCUGACGGCCUUUGACUCAUCUGAGUUAUAA